Cavia porcellus (domestic guinea pig) is the source of this 2405-nucleotide messenger RNA. Its product is annotated as methyl-CpG-binding domain protein 3-like 2B. The coding region runs from base 404 to 1084 and encodes 226 amino acids. The record is from RefSeq and is a predicted model, not a curated record. Lineage: Eukaryota; Metazoa; Chordata; Mammalia; Rodentia; Caviidae. The transcript has 4 exons.
UACAUCUGAAACCAAUGAGUGAGAAUGUCUGGGAAUGGACGCAGCCACAGGUAGUUUCAGGAUGCUCCAGAUGAUGCCAUCAGACGGAGAGCAUGAAGGGGGCCAGGCAGAGAACAGCUGAAGUGGUUUCCUCACCCAAGUACACUUAGAUGAUACCAGGUGUGCGUCCUCGCUGAUACCAGCCUUCCCAAGCUUCCCCUAGGCAUCGGCUGCAGAACCCACCUAAACCUGUUGUGGGGUUUCAUUUUGCAGGCUGGCCUUGAACUCACUUUGUAUCCCAGGCUGUCUUCAAACUCACAACAAUCCUCCUGCCUCAGCCUCCAAACUCUGGGAUUACAGAAGGGGACCUGGAUGAGGGGCCACCACACUUUCCAAAAGGCCACAAAGUGUUUUUAUCUCAGAAAUGGAGCCAGAAAUGAAAAAGCCAGCAGCCAGCAGAGCACCUGAAACACCCUCGGCUUCAAGGCAGCCUUUUUUUGGGAAAGUCAAAAGGAGAAUGAUACCACCACAUGUGCAGAAGAAACAAGUUGAUGGUCCCAAGGUGAAGCACAGGGCUGCUGUAACCUUUAUACCCGCUGAUCGACUGACCAACUGCAUCUUUCGGAGCCGAGUAACUCUUGUCACCGCCCACCCUGGCAAUGAAGUCUGGCGUGGUCUACAGGAGAAGGAGCUGGAGAAGCCCCAGCAGCUCUGUGCAGGCUGGAGGCUGCAGGCAAUCAAGAGCCAAGGCACUGAAGAAGAACAGUUGGCUUUCAAAAACACUUUUAAAAUAUUGACUGUAGGAAAUCAAGGAGGAUUCCUGGGCAAGUCUGAUGUUGAGAGCAUGCAGCCUGCCCCUGGCCUCCCUCCAUUCUGGAAAGAGAUGCUCCCCGAAGCCUUGCGUCUCUUACCUGACUCUUCCCACCAGCAGGUCACUGACAUCCAGAGACAGACUUGGAAAGUGAAGGAAGCCAGGGAGAGACUGGCCAAGGCCUUACAGGCAGACAGGCUGGCCAGGGAGGCAGAGAGGAUGAGCAACCAGGAGGAAAGUUCUGAGAACCAGAAGGAGACAGGAGCAGAGACUACUAAAGAACCCCAGAAGUGAGCCGCUGGAGAGAGGUUCACUAGAAAGUUUUCAGUGUUGUUAAAUGUCUUUUGAUUCUAGUUCAAACCUUGCCAAGGAUCAUUUUACCCACAAAGGAUUUAUGAUUAAACUUGUUUUUAGAAGCAGAAUGUAGCUGGUUGGUGAGAUCAAACUUCAUAUGAGGCGUUCUUAUAGUUGUUCAGUUUUAGUUUAUAUUUUAUCUAGCUCAUAAUAAAGUCUAUAAAGUUAAUCUAACAUGAGGAAGCAUUAUUGUUUGGCACUUACUUUUUUCCUUGCAAUACACUGAGGGAAGGGAUGGUCCCUAUUCCAGAGGUCCCUUGUUUGUCCUGGUUUUUAGAGUUAUCAUUAACAUAUACAAAACAUACAAAUUACAGCUGCAAAAUUUCUACCCAUGCAUACAUCAAAUUUUACCAUGGACGAUCUUCCUUCUGUUACCCUGCCUUAUCUCCAUCCACCCCUGUAUGUUUAUGUUCUCGUCAGACUUUUUUUUAACUUCUCACUGGUUUUCAAAUAAGAGAAAAAAUAUGCAGUGCUUGUUUUCCUGUGCCUGGCUUAUUUCACUGAACAUGAUGUUUCUCAGUUCCAUCCAUUUUCCUACAAUAUUAUUUUAUUCUUCUAUAUUCCAUUGCAAACAGUUAAUAGAGUCCAUCUGAACAUGGGCAGCUGGGCGCAAUCUACAGCUUGGCUUCUGUCACCACCACCACAGUGGCAUGCAGAUAGCAAAGACACCCUGUGUGAUGGGUAAUUUGGUUCCAUACAUACAGUUUUAAGGUUGUUUUUAUAUCUAAUUUUAGCAUAAAUUUCAUUUUUUCUCUGUGGCCUUAUUCUAGAGCAGAUCUAGUACUUCUCAUGUUAGUAAUUAAUUAACAUGCUUGAUACCUGUUUGCCCUUUGAUCAGCAAACCUCAACUCCUUGGAACCAGGGGCAAGUUUCAGGGAAGAAAAUAUUUUCAUGGAACAAGGAAGAUGGGUUAUUUCAUGUUGACUCAAGUACACUUUAGGACACUUUAUUUCUAUUUUUGUCACAUGUUAUGGUUUGUGUUUUGAUGGCCCCAAAAGCCUCAUGCAGUCAUGGAGGUGGCUGAAUCUGAUGUUUGUGAUUGGUUUGUUGUCUAGUACUGGGAUUAGCUGUGUGAAUGCUGCACCGGCCCAUGGGCGGGGCUGGCAUACAAUGUAAGUGAGGAAAGAAAGUUUUCUCUCUUUCUUUUGCUCUGUUCACUUUUGCUGUUUGUGGCCACUGAGAAUGGUUUCCCCAUCAUGCUACGCUGCCUUGGAGCCAACUGAGUAUGGACUGAAACUCACAAGAACUGUAAGAAAUAAAC